This is a messenger RNA of Anisakis simplex (herring worm), 957 nucleotides long. Lineage: Eukaryota; Metazoa; Nematoda; Chromadorea; Rhabditida; Anisakidae. The record is from the annotation of a GenBank genome assembly.
GUGAUGCAAGGGAACGCGACAAUUCGACCAUUUCCUGCAUUCAAUGCGAAUGCAGACGCUGAAACGUUACGAAAGGCCAUGAAGGGUUUGGGAUGCGAUAAGACGAAGAUUAUCACCGUUUUGUGUGCCAGAUCAAAUGCACAGCGUCAGCAGAUUGCGACCGCAUUCAAAGCUAUGUACGGCAAAGAUUUGAUAAAAGAUUUAAAAAGUGAGUUAACUGGCGAUUUCGAAGAUCUGAUUAUAGCGUUGAUGGAGCCUCCAGCUCGGUAUGAUGCCCAACAACUUUACAAAGCAAUGGAGGGUCUCGGUACAAAGGAAUCGGUUCUCAUCGAAAUCAUGUGCUCUCGAACGAAUGCGCAAAUAGCUGAGCUAAAGAACGUUUAUCGACAAAUGUAUCGCAACGAACUGGAGAAAGAUUUGAUUGGUGAAACGAGCGGCUACUUCAAGCGUUUAUUAAUAUCGAUGUGUGCCGCUGGUCGUGAUGAGAGCAUGAAUGUCGAUCCUGUUCGAGCAAACCACGAUGCGAGAGCUCUUUAUAAUGCCGGAGAACGACGUUUGGGUACCGAUGAAUCCUGUUUCAACGCCAUAAUUGCCGCCCAAAACUAUGCUCAACUUCGACUCGUUUUUCAAGAAUAUCAAAAGAUCGCAAAACAUGGUAUUGAACGAGCGAUUGAAGCCGAAUUUAGCGGUGAUAUCAUGGAUGGUCUCUUGGCCGUUGUUGCUUGCGUUCAGAAUAGACCGGCUUAUUUCGCGAAAUUGCUCUACAACAGUAUGGUGGGUUUGGGAACUCGUGAUACGGAUUUGAUACGCAUCGUUGUGACUCGUUCCGAGAUUGAUCUUGGUGAUAUUCGUCAGCAAUUUCAACAAAUCUACAAAAAGUCUUUGGAGUCAAUGAUCAAAGGUGACUGCUCCGGAGCCUACAAAGACGGACUAAUUGCGCUCGUAAAGGGAAAUUGA